This is a messenger RNA of Ananas comosus (pineapple), 2988 nucleotides long. RefSeq lists its product as uncharacterized. The transcript has 6 exons. NCBI's taxonomy places the organism in Eukaryota, Viridiplantae, Streptophyta, Magnoliopsida, Poales, Bromeliaceae. Bases 90 to 2819 code for a protein of 909 amino acids. The record is from RefSeq and is a predicted model, not a curated record.
AGAAUCUUUGCCUCUGCCUCCAUUCAUUGCUAAUCCAGAGAUUUCGUUAAUCAAUUCUUACCAUUUUGAUCUCUCCUGAUGGUGAUCAAAUGAAAGGUAUUCAGAAGAAGAAGGGGCAGGAUCUGCAAAAGCCCUUCCCAGGUUGUAUGGGAAGGGUGGUUAAUGUUUUCGACUUGAAUGCCAACAUUGUGGGAACCAAGUUGCUCACCGAGAGAGCUUAUAGAGAUGGUGCUUCAGUAGGUAGGAAUCGGUCUGAUGCCGUCAAGGUUCCUAUAGAUCCAGUUACAGUUCAGGGAGAGGAAAAGCAAAUAAGAACUGAUCUAAGGAAAAGCUACUCUAACGAGAGAUCGAGUGGAGCGCCAAUAAAAAGGCUUAUUGAGCAGGAGAUGUCGAAAGAAGCAGAUUGUAAGCAAAAUCCGCCUAAUGUUGUCGCUAGAUUAAUGGGUGUUGAUCAUUUGCCUGUGGGUCGGUCAGAUUUUACCUCUAGAAGAAUCUCAAAAGAAGAGCAUCCUUUUGAUGAUUUGUCGGGAGAUUAUCGUAGUAAGUUGUAUAAGCAUCACUUGUCUUCUCAUGGAAAUGAGGGAUGGAAAGAUGUGCAUCCUUUGAGAAUCGAUAAUAGCAGGUGCAAAAAUCAUGCGAAGGAAAGACACGAGCAGAACUGUUAUGAGAAGAGGAUGAGCCUCGUUCAUGAGAAAUUUGUCGAAGCGAAACGUCUAGCUACACGCGAGAAGCUUCUCCACUCGAAGGAGUUCCGGCAAGCACUUCAGGUUUUGAGCUCAAACAGAGAAUUGUUCCUAAAAUUUCUUGAAGAACCAAACUCUUUCUUAUCAAGGCGUCUUUACGAGAAUGUCUCACCACCUUCUGAUAUGAAGCGAAUAACAGUGUUGAAACCAUCAAAGACAAUUGAGAUAAAGGGCAAAAGGCUUAUAGAUAAACAUCUUUAUUCAGAUGGAGAGGAAAGUGAUGGGGACAGUGGCAAGCACUAUCGAAGCUCUAGUUUCUCUCCUACAAAAACUAGAGAUUUAUUCGAACCAACAAGAAUAGUUGUCUUGAAACCUAAUCCUAGAAAACCACAAGAAAUUAAAUCUAUGGCAACUUUGCUAGCAUCUUCACAAACAUCAGUGAGAGGUAGAGAAUAUAAAGGGGUUUCAGAAGCCGAUGAAUUGAUUGGCUCGAGAAUAUUAGCAAAAGAAAUUACUCAACAGAUGCGAGAAAGUCUGAAGCAUAAGCUGAGAGAUGAGACAUCGGUACCUUCUAUUUACGCUAAUAAGUACAUCGGAGAAGAGACUUCAUUACAUCAAUCAAAAUGUGAGAACAUGGAAGUACGAAAGGGCAGUGAUUUAAGUGAGUGGGAGUUUGCUAGUUCAAUUUCUUCACACCAUUCAUGGGAUUAUACAAAUAGAAUUGGAAGUCCUUGCUCUAUCUCAUCCUUUAGGACGGCUCAUUCGGUUGAGUCAUCAGUCACUCUAGAAGCCAAGAAGCGGCUUUCUGAGAGGUGGGCAAUGAUAGCAUCUAAUUCCUGCUGUCAAGAACAAGAAGACGCAAGAAGAAGCUGGAGCACUUUAGGCGAGAUGCUUUCCUUUCCUGAGGUGAAGAAAGAACAAGCGGGGAAUGAAGCCAUUGACGAACCAGACGAGAAAGAAUAUAAUUCAAAAUCUGUCUCUGUUUCUUCUAAAGCUAACAAAGACAUUGAGUUGUACAAUGCAGCUUCUCAGUCUUUAAUCAGUUCUGCUGUUGUUCCUAAGGAGGUUAGCAACAAGUCGAAGAGUACAAAGUCAUUAUUCAGUGGGAAAGUCUCCAGUUUAUUCUUCUCUAGAAGUAAGAAACAGACUCAAAAGGAAUAUAAACCAUCAACUUCAUCAGUUUCUAAUGAUGGUAUCGUCCGGCAUGAUGAAGUAAAUGAUAAUUUAAGCGAGUGUAUUGCAGAUGGUCAAUCUAAACAAAGUUCCUUUUUCAAUUCUGAGGCGAAUUUUGGGAAACCUUAUUCUGUAUAUUGUGACACAACAGAUAAGGGCACGACAAAGGAAGGAAUCUUUGGCGAAUCUCAGGACCAACCGAGCCCAGUGUCUGUUUUAGAAGUUCCAUUCUCUGAUGAUUACAUCAACAAUAUUCAACCGCCAUCCGAGAGCACCAUAGCAGGACCUCCACAAGCUUUGUCUAGAUCUCCACCAAUUGAAUCAAUCGCUCGAUCGCUACCACGAGAUAGUUCCCAGUUAGAAGUAACGUCACCAAAUUCUCUAAGACUCUCGAGGGUUUUCUCAAAGGCUGAUGAAGAGCAAAACCGGUUUAUGUUCAUUCAGAAGUUGGUUUUCUCUGCUGGUCUAGAGAGAGAAAAUUUAGGCAGAAAUUACGUCAAGUGGCAUUCGCUAGAGAGCCCUUUGAGUCCGCUGUUACUUGACGAACUAUCAGAUACCAAGUCAGAGGGAGUAAAGUCCCGAGAAGCUCGGUCAAAGGAGAAACUCGUAUUUGACUCUGUUAAUGAAGCAUUAGUCGACACUGCUCAGGCUAACUUAUUGGCUGCGUACCCAUGGGCCAGAACACAUGGAUUCACUGAUAAAGAGCGACCCGCUAAUUUAAGUUCUUCGGUUGCUGAUGAAGUAUGGGGAGUUGUGAGGAAUUGGUCCUAUUUUGAGAAGUACUUUCUCAUAGAGGAUAACAAUAGUAGAUAUGUGGUGGACUUGAUGAUAAAGAGGGAGGCAGCGGGAAGGGCAUGGUCUGAGAUGAAUUGGUUGGAGAUGUAUGAUCUCAAUAAUGAACUAUGUAAGAUGAUGCUCGAGGAGUUGGUCGAAGAGGUAUUUUUUGACCUUGUUUGCUUGUAGCUGCUGUGAGGUAAUUCCCUUUUGCUGUUAAUUAUUCAGUCCCCUUGUGAGCAGUAUCUACUAGUGUUAUUCUACUACAGUGCUCUCAGUUCAUACACAUAACUGCCCAUUUGUAAUUUAAACGUGUAUUUUAUUUAUUAAUGAAGGUUAUAUUCUUAUUUCCUCGAAA